This is a messenger RNA of Propithecus coquereli (Coquerel's sifaka), 3480 nucleotides long. It is a transcript of the gene GBE1, whose product is annotated as glucan (1,4-alpha-), branching enzyme 1. Gene Ontology annotation, molecular function: 1,4-alpha-glucan branching enzyme activity; cation binding; hydrolase activity, hydrolyzing O-glycosyl compounds. NCBI's taxonomy places the organism in Eukaryota, Metazoa, Chordata, Mammalia, Primates, Indriidae. The transcript is spliced from 16 exons. Gene Ontology annotation, biological process: glycogen biosynthetic process. Gene Ontology annotation, cellular component: cytoplasm. The record is from RefSeq and is a predicted model, not a curated record. The coding region runs from base 675 to 2783 and encodes 702 amino acids.
AAACUCAGGAGAGCCCUGGUUAUUAAAUGAUAUUAACGUUUUCAACAGUAUUACUGUACUUACACUUGACUGUUCCCCUCCCUGUGAAUUUACUUGAUAUGUCUGAAAUACUGCCCCACCAAGAAAUUCUCACAACUUUGAAAAGGAAGGUCCCUUCCAAGAAACCGUAUUUCCAACCUGAAUGGGGCGCCGCCAUUGGGUCUUGCUUAAAGCAAGGAAAACCGCGUCUGCUUCAGACCCAAAAAUGGGUCAGAGUCAGGGGAGGGCAAGGCAGAGUGAAGUCCGCUCGGGACCCGCCUCCUCGGGUGGCCUCAGUUCCUGGGGAAAGAGGCUGGGGGGAGGAAAGGGCAGAUCCUCGCAGCCUCCAGGUGCCAGACGCGUGAGUGAGCGGAGAGGUCUCGGCGCCUCCUAACCGCCCGGGACUGCAGGACUGCGUCCAAAGAGAUCACCCUAGGUCCCGCUCCUCCCCGCCGGCGGGGGGAGAAGGGGGUAGAAGGCCUCUCUCACCGGCUAUAAAGGGCCCUGGGUCGCCGUGGCUCGCCUAGGCUCGCCUCGACACGCCUAGGCGUCCUCCGGCUCCGCCCUUGCCGCCUGGGCUCCCCCCUCGAGCUCCAGUUCCCGCUCGGGCCCCACUCGACCCUCUCGGGCCUCGGCUACUCGGGCUGCAGCGGAAGAUGGCGGCUUCGGCGACUCCCGCGGCUCGAGCCCCCGACUCCGAGGCGGCGUUAGCUGCCGCCCUGGCGGACGUACCCGAAUUGGCCAGACUCUUGGAGGUCGACCCGUACCUAAAGCCCUUCGCUGUGGACUUCCAGCGCAGGUAUAAACAGUUUUGCCAGAGUUUGAGCAACAUUGGAGAGAAUGAAGGUGGUAUUGAUAAGUUUUCCAGAGGCUAUGAAUCAUUUGGUGUCCACAGAUGUGCUGAUGGUGGUUUAUACUGCAAAGAAUGGGCCCCAGGAGCAGAAGGCGUUUUUCUUACUGGAGACUUUAAUGGCUGGAAUCCAUUUUCACACCCAUAUAAAAAACUGGAUUUUGGAAAAUGGGAGCUGUAUAUCCCACCAAAGCAGGAUAGAUCUGUACCGGUACCUCAUGGGUCCAAAUUAAAGGUAGUUAUUGCUAGCAAAAGUGGAGAGAUCUUGUAUCGUAUUUCACCAUGGGCGAAGUAUGUGACUCGUGAAGGUGGUAAUGUGAAUUAUGAUUGGAUACACUGGGAUCCAGAACACUCAUAUAAAUUUAAGCAUUCCAGACCAAAAAAGCCAAGAAGUCUGAGAAUUUAUGAAUCUCAUGUGGGAAUUUCUUCCCAUGAAGGAAAGGUAGCUUCUUAUAAACAUUUUACAUGCAAUGUACUACCAAGAAUCAAAGACCUUGGAUACAACUGCAUUCAGUUGAUGGCAAUCAUGGAGCAUGCUUACUAUGCCAGUUUUGGUUAUCAAAUCACAAGCUUCUUUGCAGCUUCAAGCCGUUAUGGAACACCUGAAGAGCUAAAAGAGUUGGUUGAUACAGCUCAUUCAAUGGGUAUCGUAGUCCUCUUAGAUGUGGUACACAGCCAUGCUUCAAAAAAUUCAGAAGAUGGAUUGAAUAUGUUUGAUGGAACAGAUUCCUGUUAUUUUCAUUCAGGACCUAAAGGGACUCAUGAUCUUUGGGAUAGUAGACUGUUUGCCUACUCCAGCUGGGAAGUUUUAAGAUUCCUUCUGUCAAACAUAAGAUGGUGGCUGGAAGAAUAUGGCUUUGAUGGAUUUCGUUUUGAUGGUGUUACAUCCAUGCUCUAUCAUCACCAUGGAAUAGGUCAAGGUUUUUCAGGUGAUUACAAUGAAUAUUUUGGACUCCAAGUAGAUGAAGAUGCAUUGAUUUAUCUCAUGUUGGCAAAUCAUUUGGUUCACACGUUGUAUCCAGAUUCUAUAACAAUAGCUGAGGAUGUAUCAGGAAUGCCAGCUCUGUGUUCUCCAAUUUCCCAGGGAGGGGUUGGUUUUGACUAUCGAUUAGCCAUGGCAAUUCCAGAUAAAUGGAUCCAGCUACUUAAAGAAUUUAAAGAUGAAGAUUGGAAUAUGGGCAAUAUAGUAUUCACCCUCACAAACAGACGCUACCUUGAAAAGUGCAUUGCUUAUGCAGAAAGCCAUGAUCAGGCACUGGUUGGUGAUAAGACGCUGGCAUUUUGGUUGAUGGAUGCCGAAAUGUAUACAAACAUGAGUGUUUUGACUCCUUUCACUCCAGUUAUUGAUCGUGGAAUACAGCUUCAUAAAAUGAUUCGACUCAUUACUCACGGGCUCGGUGGAGAAGGCUAUCUCAAUUUCAUGGGUAAUGAAUUUGGGCAUCCUGAAUGGUUAGACUUCCCAAGAAAAGGAAAUAAUGAGAGUUACCAUUAUGCCAGAAGGCAGUUUCAUUUAACUGAUGAUGACCUUCUUCGCUAUAAGUUCCUAAAUAACUUUGACAGGGAUAUGAAUAGAUUGGAAGAAAGAUGUGGUUGGCUUUCAGCUCCACAGGCCUAUGUGAGUGAAAAGCAUGAAGGCAAUAAGGUCAUCACUUUUGAGAGAGCAGGUCUUGUUUUUAUUUUUAAUUUCCAUCCAAGCAAGAGCUACACUGAUUACCGAGUUGGAACUGCAUUACCCGGGAAAUUCAAAAUUGUGCUGGACUCAGAUGCAGCAGAAUAUGGAGGGCACCAGAGAUUGGACCACAACACUGAUUUCUUUUCUGAGGCUUUUGAACACAAUGGGCGUCCCCAUUCUCUUUUGGUGUACAUUCCAAGCCGAGUGGCCCUCAUCCUUCAGAAUGUGGAUCUGCCGAACUGAAGAGACCUGAUUUCAGCUCCACUGGAUGCAGAUGUGUGUUUUGUUUUCUGGUUCUCAUUGUCACGCAGCUUAUAAUGUGUAAGCUUUUCAAAAUGCAGUUGUCUAGCCAAAACGUCAGAUGUCUGAAAUUCAGUAUUGGUAUGUGUAAAUAUGUCAAACUUUAAGAAGUAGAUGGAGGGGUAUGUUUAAAAUUUUAGAAAUCCUAGACCAUCUUAGCUGGUAGGAUUCUCAAAUAAAGUGUUAUAUAUAGGGUCUUAAAAACAUUUUACUUUCCUGGACAAUUAUUUCAUUCUUUUAAGUUCAAAUUUGAAUCACUUGUCAUGUACGAUUAUUUCUGUUGAAUGUAUAUGGUAUUUUUUUUAAGAUGGAUCUUCGGUGGCCUUGUUUGUUCUAAUAUCUCUUGGUCUAAAUGGUGAAGAACCAAGAUUGUUUCUUUUUUUUUCAAAUUUUGUUUAAAAAUACUGUAAUAAAAAUGUACUAAUAAUAUAAAAUUAAGAAUUAUAUCAAAAGUAAUAUAAAAGCCGUUGCCUAUGAACUUAUCUGUGCCUCAUUUUGCAUAAAUUUUAUCUUGUGAUUUCUUGUUCACUUCAUAUUUUGGUAGAUGCCCAGAUCUCAGUCUUUCUGAAGGCCUAAAAUGGUAAUUGUAGCAUUUCAGAAAAUGUCUUUCAUUUCAAUCAAUAAAAAAAAAAUUGCAAAA